Molecule: messenger RNA, 309 nt
Organism: Sphenostylis stenocarpa
Lineage: Eukaryota; Viridiplantae; Streptophyta; Magnoliopsida; Fabales; Fabaceae
Source: the annotation of a GenBank genome assembly
AUGCCGUAUUGCGACGUCGGAACGCAGCCAUCCUCCCCCGUCGCCGACGCGCAACUCAACAAUGACAUCAAAAUAUUCUACAGAACUUACGGUGGCGGUCCAACCAAAAUUGAGCGGUCAGGAUUGGCCUCGACGCACGACGGAUGGGGCCCACAAAUCAGGGGCCUGACAGGAACCACCCUCCCCAACGAGGACGACGACGUUGUUUGUAGCGGAAGGGAAGGCAAUGGCGGCUUCCAUGUUUGCGCGUUUGACAAUCGCGGGGUGGGUCGGAGCUCCGUGCCCGUCGCAAAAUCUCAAUACUCGUGA